CGAGGCACGGAACCACACUUACGACCUGCUUACGCCAGCAAACGUAAUUCCUGCAACUGAGGAAGCAUCCGUCGGCACCAUGUUCAACAUGGACGCGAGAGGCAUUGGCGACGACCUUGCGGCGUCUGUUCCUCGUGCUGGAUUUUUGCAACGUUCGCAGAAGCCGAACGUGCCGCCGCUCAGCGCAGCCGAACUUCUUGCCGAUAUGAUCAAGCAGGGACGAAUUGCCAGCAUCAAGGAGGUUGAGCAAAGAGUUCUGAUGGACCACUUUUUUCUGAAAGAUCUGACGCGUGAGCGCUCUAAGUAUCUCCGCGAUCGGAUGAUGGCAAUGGUCGCUCCGUAUGAGCUUAACCCAGAAGACAGCCAAGGUGUGAAGUUUGAGGACGCGCGUAAGCUACCGAUAAUUUCUGUGCUGUUGGACACGGGUUGUCUGUGCGGGCCGCCGACUGAUCUGUCUGAAGUGCAGCAAAUUCUGAACCGUGACGGGGUUGAUUUCAAUGUGAUGGAAAAGUCAGGCAUAGUCUCGGCAGAUCUUCGCUUCCACAUCGUGCACGCAGCGAUCGCGCCAUGGCUAGCGGCAAUCUUGUUGCGCGAAGGGUUUCCACUUGUUGACCGAGGAAGUCUUCGAACGCGUCCGCAUUUCCUGAGUGGAUUUACUGGGGGGUCGAAAGACUGCGGAACGGUUGUCAUAGCCUUCCGUCUGUGGUUGAUGGAUCGCCGCACAGGGUUGCUACAUUUGACGCCAGCGAUCCUCGGAUAUGUUGUGCCAGGAUGGCAGGACGUCGAAAAAGACCGAGACAACCUCGGCUGUGGUCUUGGCGAAAUUACAUCAACGGGAAUGCGCUUUGUGGGAGGAGGAGACAGUGACCCCUUCACAUUAAGGAUCAACACAAGCGAAGAGCACGUGGUCGAGGUCGUUAAGUUUUGCAAGACGGCGCAGAGCAGCUUCUCGCGUGGCCCAUUCGAUAGCGCAGGACCUGAGGGCGAUUUGAACACGUCAGGGCCAGACUACACGCCGCGUUUGCGAUCGGCGGCGCCCUCCGAUGAAACAGUCACCAUCCGCCAAGGUGAAACGCGUCAAAUCCGUGUGCCGUUGCCGCUACCGAUCGGAACGCGAGUUCAGAUAGAUUUGAUCUCGUCAGACCGUUCAAGAUUACACAUUCCCGGCUAUCCUCUCAUGACCUGCGUAACUCACCAUCACGAGCUAGUCACUGAGCUGACAACAGUGAAGACCCAGGCGCGCCUUUCGGGUGGAGUGGUAACCCUCAGAGUGACGGUCUUUGAAAACCCUUCGUUUUCGACGAAUGUGCAGGCCAAAAUACUGUCAGCCGAGAAGGAGCAGGAACGCGAAAAAAAGAAGGCCCACGGGCCAGCAGAGGCGGCUUUCAACUCAACGAGAGUGCGCUCGCGCGGCAUCGACACCGACCCCAGGACGCUGGACUUAGCCCGGGAGGAAGUAGACGCGUUCCUCAAACGUUUCGACGCGAAGAUGCCGCAGGAUGAGAGGGUCGCUGAAGCAGUGCUGCAGUGGAUCAAGCAUAU
Amoebophrya sp. A25 is the source of this 1542-nucleotide messenger RNA. The record is from the annotation of a GenBank genome assembly. Lineage: Eukaryota; Dinophyceae; Syndiniales; Amoebophryaceae.